UUCCGAGACGUGAGGUCGGACAGAGCAAUAUUGAAAGCCUUAAUUCAUAAUAUUCCAUUGACAUAUCCUGUCUUGGGAAUCAAUCGCCUCUUCACACUUCAGAACUUGGAAAAAAACCACCACCAGCCACCAAUUCUGAGGGUGGAUUUGAUUCCAACCCAAUAGUGAACCAGAACAACCCCGCGCACUCCAAAUUGGAUAGUGACUCUUUCGGACCCGGUGAUCAGACCCUAAGAGAGGCAUUAGCAUCAUCAUUUCUAAGCAAUGUGUUGUGGUGCUUGUUUGAACUAUUAGAAUUGACAGCCAUCGACUGUGAUGCAGACAGCCAUCAAUCCCGCUCCAGCCGCGAGACUCACAUUGAGCUCGGGUUCGCCGCCCUCCUCCAACAACCACGCCCAGACCUCGGAGGGUGGAACACCACCUCCAUCCACUACGUCGGGGAGCGAGGACAUUGCCAGACGAUUGCAGCAUGCACUUCAAAAGAGGGUCUCAUUGGAAAAUGGUUCCAAGUUGAAUCGUGAUCCAAGUCCCGAUUUUUCGUCCAAGGUGGACGAAGACCAGAUGUCCACUCAUAGAAAUCAUCACUACAAAGCAUCCUCCAAUAUGCCAGACCUAAACGAGGUGAAAAAUGCCCGUCGGAUCCAAGCAUCCUCCCAUGAUGUCGAGGCCGAGUCUGCAGUUCAAAUGAAGGAAAGAGUCCUUCACUCACGUCUUCAAGAGUUGUCGGAUAAGAUUCGGGUGACGAGUGGAGCUUCCGGAGACAGAAGCGAGGAUUUGUCCUCGGUGUCAAAAUCCAAAGGCCCUGUUGAUAUGGCCAAUGUCAAUGGGAAACUCCAAGAGCUUCACGAUACCUUGUCUCGAUUACGGCAAGACUCCGAGGAUCAGAUCCAGAGACUCCGGCAAGAAUCUCAAGACGCCACCAAAACCAUUGAAAAACUCCAAUCUCAACUUCAGCAACAAAGUGACUACGAAAAUCUCAAGCGCGAGAUCUUGCUGCUCAAGACUCAAGGCGUGGCUGGAGCCGUGGGUUCAUCCUCAUCGACUUCGUCGUCUUCUGCCCCUUCCAAUCAUCCCUCAGCCAUCAGUCCCAAUGACAAACAGUCAUCGGUGGCUUCGUCACUUUUGUCAACGGUCACCUCAGCCUCAUCUCCGACUUCAAACACUCCAUCCUUGGAGAUGCUCUUCGCCUUGGAGAGGGCAAAGGAGCUACAGCAACAACAACAGCAGCAGCAACAGCAUCAGCAACAACAACAGCAACAACAGCAACAACAACCCAAUGCCUCAGCUGCAGCCGCCAUCAAAGCAUUUACAGACAUUCAAGGCUCGGCGAGUGAACAAUUCCCCAACUUGGGUGGGCCCAUGCGGCAUCAUCCGCUCUUCCCAUCACCCACCAUGCCGGGCAUGGAGGCCCUAGGCCUCAUGAAUGAAGAGAUGAUGGCCCAAUGGAGAAGGUCGCUAGAGCAGUCGCCCUUAGGAGGCCUGGGUCUCACCUCUGCCGCGUCCCCCGGUCGGGUCGGAGCCCCUCCCACGUCUCUCCCCGCACUUCCUAGUGCUCCAAUUAGCCCUCCCAAUUCCAACACCACCACUCCCACCUCCACACCUGCCAUAUCUGGAUCUCAACGGGCGACCUCCCCGGUCUCACCUGAUCUGAAGGACAUUCGCCAUCGGUCUUCUUCCAAUGAGCGGUCCAGCCCGGAUGACGACAUCGUCGACCCUCGGCCCUCCUCUCAAGCCAAUGGCUCCAAAGUGAGCAGUGAGGACGAGGUCACCAAAAGCCCGAUCCGGCUGGACAGCAAGAGCCCAAUCAUCCGACCCGAGGAUUCGCCAAUGCAAUCCCCACUUCAUCAACACUUCCAAAACUCCCCGGCUCUGAGUUUGUCUCUGCCUCUGUCCGUUCCACCGUUGAUGUCGACGGGACGGAUCCCCAAAUCGGACCCGAUGGAGGGGCGUCUGCAAGACAUGCUUCGAUACAACAUGGAAAAAUACUCGGGUCAGGCCCUGGACACCCUUGGCAUCUCCCGUCGGGUGCGGGAGCUGCUCUCGAUUCACAACAUUGGCCAACGUCUGUUUGCCAAAUACGUGUUGGGCCUUUCUCAGGGCACGGUCAGUGAGCUCCUGUCGAAGCCCAAGUGUUGGGAGAAGCUCACCGAAAAAGGUCGAGAUUCCUAUCGCAAAAUGCACGCCUGGGCCUAUGAUGACAAUGCAGUGCUCCUGCUGAAGUCUCUCAUUCCCAGGAAGGGCGAAUUGAUGCGCACUGUUGGUUCCAAUCCACUUCUUAUGAAAGAUCGAUCUAAUCCAUCGAUGGGCUCUCUAACUCAGCCAGGGUUCCCUUUUCCCCCGAUUGUAUCCAGUGCCGACUCCGGGAUGCCCGAUGAGAGGAUUGCCAAAUUCCUGAACCAAGCCAAUAAAUCACUCAAGGAUGAUAAUCCCAUGAGUCUGUCCAAUCUUUUGGGAUUGGGCGAUGAGAAUCCACAUGAGCGUAUGUCUAAAAUCUACCAAGAAGAACUGGCCCGUAUCAUGCAAGGCCAAAGGAAUAGAUUGUCAGAUCAUCAGGGCAAACCAGAUUUGCCAGGCCUCCCUCCCGGCCUGUUCCCAGGCCUGGGCGCUGCGGCUGGCCUCUUUCCUCGCGGUGGACACCCCGAUUUGCAACGUGCCAUGGAUAUCUAUCAACAAGAAUUGAGCCGACUUCAACAAUCUGCUUUGGCUGCGGCAAUACGAGCCCAGAAUGGCAAAGAGGACGAAAUCAAAGAGGAGCAAUCUCGAGCCACACCAGACAAGAAUCAUGUGGACCACGGGGAGAAUGGCCGCCCAUCCAACGCAACACCAUCUCCCAAGAGUUCGCCCUCCUCACCCAACAUAGAUAUUUUCUCUCUAGCCUCCUCUCCCGUGGUGUCUCUGUCGGAUGUCAGCACUAUGGACCUCGCAGCCUCACUCUCUCCACUGCAAAGGAUGGCCUCGAUUACCAAUUCCUUGGUGACCCAACCCAUGAUGCCCAACCAUGGCUUGUCUCAGUCCAGACCAAAUAAGGCGGUCUUGCCCCCGAUAACGCAACAGCAGUUCGACAAAUUCCAACAUUUAAACACUGACGAAGUGGUUCGAAGGAUUAAGGAAAUCUUGUCGCAAUAUUCCAUAAGCCAGAGGCUCUUCGGUGAGUCCGUCUUGGGCUUGUCCCAAGGAUCCGUGUCAGAUUUGCUAGCUCGGCCAAAACCAUGGCAUAUGCUAACGCAAAAGGGUCGAGAGCCCUUCAUUAGGAUGAAACUCUUCCUGGAUGACGAGAAUGCGGUCCACAAGUUGGUUGCCAGUCAGUACAAAAUUGCUCCCGAGAAACUCAUGCGAACUGGAAGUUUUGGCGGAUCUCAUUUAUCUCCUCAUGCCAAAUUGCCAAAAUUGCCAGACUUCCCUCCACGACUUGCUUCCCUGGGAGAUGUUCCUCACUUGCUCGGGCAGAACCUCUUCAACCCUCCACCGCAAGAUGGGUCAUCCUCACCUUGUUCCUUGGGGGAUCGUCCCACACCAAUAUUGGAUCCUUUGAACCUGCAUCGAAAGCUCAUGGCCCAACAGAAGGGCUCCUCAGCCAAUUCGGCAGUGGCCCCGAGUCUCUACGAAAUGGCGGCCCUCACUCAUGAACUGGACACUCAUGCCGUGACAACGAAAGUGAAAGAAAUUCUAUUGGCCAAUAACGUCGGCCAGAAGUUGUUCGGAGAAGCUGUUCUCGGUCUGUCCCAAGGCUCCGUUAGCGAGCUGCUUUCUAAGCCCAAACCAUGGCACAUGUUGAGUAUCAAAGGCAGGGAGCCAUUCAUUCGUAUGCAAUUGUGGCUCACUGAUCCUCAGAGUAUUGAGAAGCUUCAAGUGCUAAAGAAUGAAAGACGAGAUGGAGGCGCCAAAAGAAAACGCAUCGGAGGAAGUGGAUUUGAUUCCAGCUCUGACCGUUCCUCGCCCGCUGAUCCGUCUGACUUUUAUGCAGCAGAUAGUCCCGGGGGGUCAGCCAAGAAGCAAAGGAUCCUCUUCUCGGAUGAGCAGAAAGUGGCACUUAAAGUGGCCUUCUCUCUGGAGCCCUAUCCCAGCAACACCGUCACCGACUUCCUCAGUCAGGAAUUGAAUUUGGAAGCCAGAACCAUCAGCAACUGGUUCCACAAUCAUCGCAUGAGGCUGAAACAGCAACUGCCCCAUGGGGUUGAUACACUGCCCUUUGGCAAUCGCGAGGGACAAGGUGGAUUCGAGCCAGUCAAAUUCAAACUACUUUGUCACCAACGCAUGAUCGAGCUAAGAACCGAGGAUAAUAACAGCAACACCAGCAGUAAUGGGGGCGUGGGUGGUCUCUCCAAUAACCAACCCUUGCCUGGGGGAGUCUCUUCGUUCCUCAGACAAUUUGGCCUUCCUCCCGUUGUCACUGAAGGUGCAGGCUUGGAUCUCACCUUCAAGCGAGAUGACAACGACAAAGACUCCAUUGCGGCGUCAAGUGAGGACGAGGACACCAAAAUGGAUGACGAUGUCACCAUGUCCUCGUCUCACAGUCAAGCUCUGCUCAGUAACCCGGUUGGCAGUCGCUCUCGACGAAAGCCAGCCGCUCCUCAAUGGCUGCGUCCGGAGGUCAAGUCGUCCGAUGAUUUGAACAUUGAAGACGACGACAGAACCAACUCGCCUUGCGGCAAUGCAAACGUGAAAGAGAGUCUGACCAUCAAUGGGGUUUGUGUGAUGAACUCUUUGGCGAACCGAACCAAUGAUUCCGACAAUGAAGAAGAGACUGAAGAGGAGGAUGAAAGUCGAACCAACAAUAACACCAUGUCGGAGAACUCCAACGGUGAGAAUGCUAUCAAGAGUGAAAAUUGAAGACAAAACAAACGAAUGUAGCUUGCUUUUUCGGGCUCUAAGCCAGCAUGUUGAAUGAAAAUUGUUACCCUCAAACAUAGAAUCAAACCGUGUUGAACUAGGUGGCUGCUCCCCUGAUUCAAACUAGUGACACUUACAACUUACUUCUAUCGCAGAGAAGUGACAUACAUGUGUGCUUUCCCCUCAUUACACUCGCUCUCAUCCUUACCACCAUUUAAAACAAAAACGCUCUUUUUCCAAUGAUCUUUUGAACUUUCCACCAAGUGGACGAUGAUUGUUUUAUUACCUUGUAACUAAUACAAUUAUGAUACAAUGCCACCAAACCACCCCAACCCUCGUAGUUAGUAUAGGAGCCAGAAAUCAUACCAAAAAGAUAUACUAGACCGCUGGCCUUUGAUUGGCAGCUCUAAAACAGUGUCUUACUCUGUAGUUACAAUUGGCAUUUCAACUACGAGUGCUAAACACCACCACCCACCCAAAUAUACAACCAACCAACCAACCAACCAAUGACAUGUAUUAAUGUAAACAAAACCCAUUCAAUCUAACCCGGUAAAGAACCACCUUAACAUUCUAAGGUUGAUAAGCUCACAUUGGUCUCAAAGUGUUGUUGAAUCUGAGGAUCGAAAAUAAUGAUGCUCUUGUUCAUCUUCACCAUCAGCGUUGUCGUCUUCGUCAUCGUCACCCUCCAGAUUUGGAGGUUUGUUAGCCCCUUCUGCCCUUUUAUCUUCUUGUGAUAUUCUUCUUCAACCUUUUGUCACAUUGGGUUCUCGGUUCUAUUCGCACCUCCUCCCCGCUUCAACCUUUAAUCACACCCACCACUAACUAGUCCCAAAGACAUUUGUUCCUCUUCAACAAACAACCCCUUCUGAGUAUUAAGAAGUGAUUGUGUCGCAUUCAGUCUCUUUAAAUAAUCCCCUCAACUCGCUUCCAAAACUACACCAAAUUUUCUAGCCGCCAUGAUCUAGCGUUUGGUCUCCCAGUUUCAAUCUCGUGCUUUUGCGGGUCUCGACACAACCUGGCGGAAUCUGAGACUUCAUUCCUUCAAAAACCCUGGUGCCCAACGAAAACAUUUCCCGUGUCAAUCUCCUCUUUUUCAAAUGGUUUCAUUUUUCAUGACCCACACUCGUUUAUUCCAUGAAUAAGUCCGCCGCGCCAUUCAUUCCCUUCCUCUCUAUUUCAGAAGAACCUUGUUACAAGUGUAAAUUGUCUGUGAGUUUGUAAGUGAUCAAAUAUUGCUUCUUCUGCUGCUUGGUAUUCUUAUGAUUCCUUGUUUGCUGUAAACGAUAAGUAAGUAACCUGCCCCGGUUGAAAAAAAAAAGAAAGAAGAGCGACGCCAAAUUUGGCAGUAAUACUACUAUUGCCACUGUUACUAGGUUGGUGCGUUCCUCCACGUUGAAAAAAUCCGUUAACCACUAUUAUUUGAGUUUACUAGGAUUUUAUAGGCGAUAAAUUGUACGAAAGCAAGUGGCCAGUGAUCGACCAUGAGACCCAAUGUUACCCAUUGUGCACGCAUCCCAUUGGACACUCGGCCCAACUUAAGAGGCCCAUUGAUUGACAGUUCGUCGCUCUAACGCUGUCAUUCACAUACACACACACACACAUCUAUAUACAUAUAAUAUAACAAAUCAAAUUGUUGAAUUGUCCCAAAACAUUGAUUCACUGAUGUAUUAAUAAUGUCACACCUUUUAUCCUGCUUCUUUUGAUGCAUUCAUUCGUCAUCAUGAUCUAAUUAAUAAAAGUCCAGAAACUAGA
This is a messenger RNA of Tigriopus californicus, 6582 nucleotides long. It is a transcript of the gene cut, whose product is annotated as homeobox protein cut-like. Bases 316 to 4830 code for a protein of 1504 amino acids. The record is from RefSeq and is a predicted model, not a curated record. Gene Ontology annotation, biological process: regulation of DNA-templated transcription. Lineage: Eukaryota; Metazoa; Arthropoda; Copepoda; Harpacticoida; Harpacticidae. The transcript has 10 exons. Gene Ontology annotation, molecular function: DNA-binding transcription factor activity, RNA polymerase II-specific; DNA binding.